Molecule: messenger RNA, 5866 nt
Organism: Cicer arietinum (chickpea)
Lineage: Eukaryota; Viridiplantae; Streptophyta; Magnoliopsida; Fabales; Fabaceae
Product: myosin-8
Biological process (GO): actin filament organization
Cellular component (GO): myosin complex; actin cytoskeleton; cytoplasm
Molecular function (GO): microfilament motor activity; ATP binding; actin filament binding
Source: RefSeq, a predicted model, not a curated record
UAAUUAAUUUCUUUUUUGUUUUUGUUUUUUUGCUAUGAGAUAUUGAGAUUCAAUUCAAUGGUUAAAAAACUACCACACUGGUAGGAUCAUGCAUGGAUGAUGAUGGUGGCUAUCUUUUAUUGAAACAAAGGUGUUGAAUUUUAAUUGUCCCCAACAAAUUAUAUUUUUUUUCUACAUUUUUGUUUGUUUGGUUUGAUUCAUCAUCAUAGGAUCAUCAACAACAAGACAAGACAAGCCAAACGAUGAUGAUGUUUUAAGAAAUGUUUUUAAUAUUUGAUGAUGAUGAUGAUGAGUUUGGAUUACAACAACAAAAGGGUGUUGUUAUUGUUUGAGAUUUAAGGUGUGAAGAAACAAAGAAGUAUGGCAUGUUAACUACAUGAACAUGAACAUGAACAUGACCAUGUAUGAUGUCAUCAUGUUAUAACAACACAUUCAUCAUCACAUUGUUGUUGGGGAACAUACAAAGGAACAAGAAGAUUAUUAUUGUGUCUUAGAAACAAACAAGGAAGAAUACAGGGGAGAUAGUUGCAGAGGAGGGGUUAGCAUAGGUUGGAUUUCUUCUUCUUGUGUGAUUAUAAAUCCUCUUCUGCAACGAUAUUUUCCCGCCGCGCCGCCGACUCGACUCGACAUAUCUUCCAACAUUUAAUAACAAGAAAGAUUUAUCAUCAUAUAUUGAUUGCAAGUUUCUUUGAUAAGUUAAGAGAUUGAGAAGUUUUCAGCAAGAGAAUUACUUCAUUGCACAUUAUUUUAAGUUUUGGAGAUUGAAUAUUCCAAGUUGGUUGAUAGAUUUUGUUGAUGGAAUAUAAGGUUUGAGCAGCUGAUUUGGGUGCAUAAUAAUAUUUCAGUUAACAAUAUGGCUGCUCAACUCAAUUAUUUUGUUGGAUCUCAUGUUUGGGUUGAGGACCAUGAUGAUGCCUGGAUAGCUGGAGAAAUCCUUGAAUCUAAUGAUCAUGAGCUCACCAUUAGCUUUGAAUCAGGAACAAGGGUUGUGAGUAAAACAGCUAAUAUCUAUCCCAAAGAUCCUGAAUUUCCACCAAAUGGUGUGGAUGAUAUGACAAGACUUGCAUAUCUGCAUGAACCGGGAGUACUUCAAAAUUUGCAAAGUCGUUAUACCAUCAAUGAAAUAUAUACAUACACAGGAAACAUAUUGAUAGCAGUGAACCCUUUUCAAAGGUUACCUCAUUUGUAUGCAAAUGAAACAAUGGCAAAGUAUAAAGGUGCGGCUUUUGGUGAGCAGAGUCCACAUCCUUUUGCAAUUGCAGGUUAUGCAUAUAGGAAGAUGAUAAAUGAAGAAAGAAGCCAAGCUAUUCUGGUUAGUGGAGAAAGUGGAGCUGGUAAAACAGAAAGUACAAAGAUGCUUAUGCACUAUCUUGCCUAUUUGGGAGGGAGAGCAGCAACUGAGGGAAGGUCUGUGGAGCAACAAGUGCUAGAGUCCAAUCCUGUUUUAGAAGCAUUUGGGAAUGCAAAGACUGUUAGGAAUAAUAAUUCAAGUCGUUUUGGUAAGUUUGUGGAGAUUCAGUUCGAUCAAAAGGGGAGAAUUUCAGGAGCUGCUAUCAGAACAUAUUUGCUGGAACGAUCACGUGUUUGUCAAGUUUCUGAUCCAGAGAGAAAUUAUCAUUGCUUUUAUAUGCUUUGUGCUGCACCACAAGAGGAUAUUGAUAGGUUCAAAUUGGGAAAUCCAAGAAGCUUUCAUUAUCUUAAUCAAUCUAACUGCAUUGAAUUGGAUGGAUUGGAUGAUUCUAAAGAGUACCUUGCAACAAGAAGAGCCAUGGAUGUUGUUGGAAUCAACUCUGAUGAACAGGAUGCUAUAUUUCGAAUAGUUGCUGCUGUACUUCAUCUAGGAAACAUUGAAUUUGUUAAGGCAGUUGAUGAAGGAACGGAUUCCUCUAAACCUAAAGAUGAACGAUCGUAUUUCCAUCUCAAAACUGCAGCUGAACUUUUGAUGUGUGAUGAAAAGUCCCUUGAAGACUCUUUUUGCAAACGUGUUAUGGUGACUCGUGGUGAUACUAUAACGAAAUGUCUCGAUCCAAAUUCUGCAGCUCUCAGCAGAGAUGCAUUGGCAAAAAUUGUUUAUUCAAGGCUUUUUGAUUGGAUUGUGGACAAGAUUAAUAACUCAAUUGGUCAAGAUCCAACUUCAAAGAACUUAAUUGGAGUUCUAGAUAUUUAUGGAUUUGAGAGUUUCAAGACAAACAGCUUUGAGCAAUUUUGCAUAAAUUUGACAAAUGAGAAGUUACAGCAACAUUUCAACCAGCAUGUCUUUAAAAUGGAGCAAGAGGAAUAUACAAAGGAAGAAAUUGAUUGGAGUUAUAUAGAGUUUGUUGAUAAUCAAGAUGUUCUUGAUCUUAUUGAGAAGAAACCCGGUGGUGUUAUUGCUCUUCUGGAUGAGGCCUGUAUGUUUCCAAGAUCAACGCAUGAAACAUUUGCCGAAAAGCUAUAUCAAACGCUUAAGGACAAUAAGAGGUUCAGCAAGCCGAAGUUAUCGCGAACUGGCUUCACAAUCAAUCACUAUGCUGGUGAUGUCACAUAUCAAACUGAUCUUUUCCUUGAUAAAAACAAAGAUUAUGUUGUUCCGGAGCACGCUGCGCUGCUUUGUGCUUCCAAGUGCUCCUUUGUUUCAGGACUUUUCCCACCUUUACCUGAGGAAACUACUAAAUCAACAAAGUUCUCUUCUAUUGCCGCUCAGUUUAAGCAACAACUUCAAUCUUUGCUUGAAACACUGAAUGCCACGGAGCCACACUACAUUCGUUGCGUAAAGCCAAAUAAUCUUCUUAAGCCAGGGAUAUUCGAGAACAACGAUGUGUUGCAGCAGCUUCGAUGUGGGGGAGUUAUGGAGGCAAUUAGGAUAAGUUGUGCUGGAUUUCCAACUAGAAAGAACUUUGAUGAAUUCGUUCAACGGUUUAGUAUAUUGGAACCUAAGGUUCUAACAUCAUGCCCUGAUGAGAUGACAGCUUGCAAGAGGCUUCUAGAUAAAUCAAACCUUAAAAAUUAUCAGAUUGGAAAAACAAAAGUGUUUCUGAGAGCUGGUCAAAUGGCAGAACUAGAUGCAUGCCGUGCCGAGGUUCUAGGAAAAUCUGCAAUCGUUAUUCAGAAAAAAGGUCGCACAUUUAUUUGUGAGAAACGCUACAAGUUAUUGCGGUUCUCUGCCACAGAACUACAAAGGGCUAUUAGAGGACAACUUGCAAGGCAUCGGUAUGAAUGCAUGAGAAGGGAUGCUGCAUCUUUGAUAAUCCAGAAACAAUUCCGCAUGUAUCUUUCAAAAAGUGCUUAUAAAACUACGUAUGCCAAAGCUGUUUGUGUUCAAGCUGGCAUGAGAGGGAUGGCUGCUAGAAAUGAACUUAGAUUCCGGAAGCGGACACAAGCCGCAACUGUUAUUCAGGGUCACUACAGAUGUUAUUUAGCUUAUUCAUAUUUCCAAAGUUUGAAGAAAGCAACAAUCUCUGUACAGUGUUCCUGGAGGAGAACAAGUGCACGUCGAGAACUUCGAAAACUUAAAAUGGCUGCUAAGGAAUCCAAGGCCCUAGAAGCUGCAAAGGUCGUCCUGGAAAAGCAAGUUGAGGAACUAACUUUGUGUCUAGAAAAAGAGAAGAGAAUGAGGGAAGCCAAGACACAGGAAAAUGAAAAAUUACAAUGUGCUUUGGAAGAGAUGGAGCUUAAGUUCGAAGAAACUAAGGCAAAACUCAUUGAGGAACGUGACGCUGCCAUGAAAGUAGCUGAGCAAUCUCCAACAAUACAGGAAAAUCAUGUUGUUGACAAUGAAUUGGUCAAUAAGCUUACUGCAGAAAAUGAAAAACUCAAGGAGCUUGUACAUUCACUGAAAAAGAAAGCUAAAGAGGAGCUUCAUGAGAUUGUUACUGACAAUGAACAGAUUUAUAAGCUUUGUGAAGAAAAUGAACAACUCAAGGAGAUGGUUGAUUCAUUGGAAAAGAAAACUGAACAGGAGUUUCCUGCUAAUUUUACUGACAAUGAAGUGAUUAAUAAACUUACUGAAGAAAAAGAACAUUUUAAGGGUCUGGUUAAUUCAUUGGAAAAGAAAAUUGAUGAGACAGAAAAGAAGUAUGAAGAAAGUAGCAAGAUUAGCGAGGAGCGAAUGAAUCAAAUUAUAGAGACAGAAUCAAAGAUAAUUGAGCUAAAGACAUAUAUGCAAAGGCUUGAAGAAAAACUUUCUGAUAUGGAAUCUGAGAAUCAAAUUUUUCGGCAGCAAGCGCUGUUGAGUUCUUCGUCCAAGAGAAUGUCAGAAAAGUCCUCACCUCCUGUAAUUCCGCCUUUGGAAAAUGGUCAUCAGGUACCAGUGAUCUCUACAACAGUAAAAACACUUGGUUCAGAAUCUGUGAGGAGAUCUCACCUGGAGAGACAUCAAGAAAGUGUAGAUACACUUUUCAAAUGUGUGACAAAAGAUCUUGGAUUCUCUGAAGGGAAACCUGUUGCAGCAUUUACACUUUAUAAUUGUUUGCUACAUUGGAAAUCUUUUGAAGCAGAUAAAACAAGUAUAUUUGAUCGUCUUAUUCAGAUAAUCGGUUCUGCCAUAGAGGAUCAAGAUAAUAACAAUUGUAUGGCUUAUUGGUUGUCCAAUACAUCUGCUUUGUUUUUCCACCUUCAGCGAUGUCUAAGAGUACCAGCACGAAAACCACCGACUCCAACAUCAUUUUUUGGGAGGAUGACCCAGGGUUUCCGCUCAUCCAAUAGUCUUUCAAGUAGUGCAUUUGAUGUAAUAAAUCAAGUUGAUGCAAAGUAUCCAGCUUUGCUCUUCAAGCAACAGCUUGCAGCUUAUGUGGAAAAGAUAUAUGGAAUCGUUCGAGAAAAUAUGAAGAAAGAUUUGUCUCCUCUGCUUUCUUCUUGCAUUCAGGAGCACAGAACGCAAAACGACAACGGCAAGCCAGCUGGUUCAUGGCUCAACAUUACUGAAUGCCUUAAUAGAUUUCUCAAUAUUCUAAAAGAAAAUUAUGUGCCUCCCAUUUUAAUUCAAAAAAUAUUUAAUCAGACUUUUCAAUACAUCAAUGCAGAAAUCUUUAAUAGCCUUCUAUUGCAUAGAGAAUGCUGCACAUUCAACCAUGGAGAAUAUAUAAAAUCAGGGCUAGCUGAACUAGAACUAUGGUGUAUUGAAGUAACGGAAGAGUAUGUUGGCACAUCUUUGGAUGAACUUAACCAUUCAAAACAAGCAGUUAGAUUCUUGGUUGCUCUAGAGAAGGAUGAACUAUCCUAUGAUGAUCUUACAAAUGACAUCUGCCCUGUCCUGAGUUCUCAACAGCUUUAUAGAAUAUGUACACUAUAUUGGGAUGAAAAUGAUAAUACCAAAAGUGUAUCAUCAGAAGUCACUACUAGAUUAAAGCUGCUAAUGACAGAUGAUGUAGUUGAUGAUGACAAAUAUUUCUUGGUAGAAGAUAAUUCAAGUCUUCCUAUUAUUGUUGAAGAGAUUUCUCAUUCACAUCAAGACAAGACAAUUCCAAAAGUAAAACCUCCUGAAGAACUACUUGAGAAUGCAGGCUUCCAAUUUUUACAUGAUUAUUGUUAGUCCUCAAUGCAGCAGCUGCUGAUUAAAAUACCAUGUUGUAAAUCCACCACACUCCGAUUUUUUUCUUUUAUUUUUUUUAAGUGGCAUCCAUAUUUGUAUUGGUAAUAUGAUAGCAAAAGGGCAGGGUAGGUUUCCUAAUUCUUGUUAACAUUUUCUUUUGACCUCUAAUUUUCAUUAGAUUAUCUAUAUGGAUGUUCAUUUGGGCCAAAAAUCUUUGUAUUAGUAAGAGGGAAGAAAAGUAUAAAAUUUGUAAAAUGAUAUUGGUAGGAGUUGAUCUUGAUCCCAUAGAUUGUUGUUGAAAGAAGCAUAUUACCCUCAUCAAAUCAAAUGCUAUGGUGACAAUUGGCCAUUCAUUCA